AGUAAAUUCCCUUCUUCCUCCAGUUUACUUUUGACACGGAGCAAACGACAAACUAACCAAAAUGAGUUCAGAACUCGAGUGCGGAAUUUGUUACCAAAUCUUCAACAGAGGAUUGCGGUGCCCACGGGAGCUACAAUGCCACCACAGUUUUUGCGAAAGUUGCCUAGUGACUCUCUCCCGACACUUGGUGUUUGAAUCUGACCCCACGGAGGUGUGUUCAGGCCGGGGUAAAACUAUUGGAUGUCCGCUAUGCCGACACAUCACCAUUGUCCCAGGUGGACAGGUUAGAGGAGCUCUUCCGGCUAACGAAUGCGUCCUUGAGCUGCUGGUCGCCGCGGGAGAUGCUGAAGCGAGUGACACCGAGGAUAUGGAAGUGGAUGAGGAGGAAGCUUGUUCUGACACUCCCGCCGAGGAAAACGUAUCAACGGACCGUGCAGGAGGUGGAAGGUUUCGCCGUUCGAUGUGUCGCCUAUGGGGAAAGAUCACCGGGAAUGGCCAAACCCAACGGAGGCGCGGGACACAUUGUAUGACUGACAGCGAUAUGCGAGACCUCGCGCUUAUGUCAUGUUACAUCAUUUGAGAUUUGAGGCAACAUCUCUCAUCAAGACAUGUCUUAACCUCAGGAAUGAACCUUGCAAGACGACUUUUGAAACAAAUAUGACUGUGAAAGGACAUCUAAAGUAUUAGACUCCGUGGAAAGAAAAAGUGCACAUACACUUCGGCCAUCUCUUCCCCUAUUUACAAUGAGGGUUAGUUCAGUUAUAGCCCAACCCCUCACUGUGAAUGGAUUGUCAUUCUCAAGCCUCUCAAUGCGGUCACUGAUGUGUUGUGUUGGAAAUUGUUUAAAAACGGACGGUUUGGCUUUAAUUAAGCCUAAGGAAUAGGCCCUAUGUUACUGUUGUUGGUGCUCGAGCUGACAGGUUUUUACUGUAUGCACGUCUGUAUUUAUUUUUCAUAUUGCUUAUUUAUUGUUAAGAGUUGGCUAUUGAUUUUAUAUAAAUACAAUAAUUUAUAUUCA
Messenger RNA from Osmerus eperlanus (European smelt), 1018 nucleotides. RefSeq names its product E3 ubiquitin-protein ligase-like. Gene Ontology annotation, molecular function: ubiquitin protein ligase activity. The transcript has 3 exons. NCBI's taxonomy places the organism in Eukaryota, Metazoa, Chordata, Actinopteri, Osmeriformes, Osmeridae. The coding region runs from base 62 to 580 and encodes 172 amino acids. Gene Ontology annotation, biological process: protein ubiquitination. The record is from RefSeq and is a predicted model, not a curated record.